Botrytis sinoallii is the source of this 1926-nucleotide messenger RNA. RefSeq lists its product as uncharacterized. Gene Ontology annotation, cellular component: nucleus; RSC-type complex. Bases 1 to 1926 code for a protein of 641 amino acids. Gene Ontology annotation, biological process: regulation of transcription by RNA polymerase II. The record is from RefSeq and is a predicted model, not a curated record. Gene Ontology annotation, molecular function: DNA-binding transcription factor activity, RNA polymerase II-specific; DNA binding. NCBI's taxonomy places the organism in Eukaryota, Fungi, Ascomycota, Leotiomycetes, Helotiales, Sclerotiniaceae. The transcript has 3 exons.
AUGGACUACGUUCAACCCACCUUCCAGCACUUUUCGCAUCACCCUAAUAAUCAUGACCAAUUAAUUUCUCAAAUGACAUCAGGCGGGGUCUAUAACGACCAUCAAUACCAAUAUUCUUUACCGCAACAUCAGCCCAACAUGAUGAAUAUGGCUACUGGACAGAAAACCAACGAGACAAAGCCUCGUCUAGGAAAGGAUGAAGUUGACAUCUUGGAGUUUGAAUUCAACAAGAACCCAAAGCCAACCACUCAAACUAAGCGUGGUUAUGCUGAUACUAUGGGUGUGGAGUUGUCAAGAAUUAAUAACUGGUUCCAGAAUCGUCGAGCCAAACGCAAGCAAGAGAAGAAAACGGAAGCAUAUGAGGCUGGUCAAGCGCGGGAAGCAUUGGGAUACUCAGUCUCCGCGCCUUCAUCUCCGGACUUUCCUCAAAGCAAUUACAAUAUCGAUUAUCCAAUGGUGCCACAACAAUCUUCUUCGAUGUCAUUUCCUACAUCCGGCCCUCCACCAGCCACGGCACCUUAUAAUCCCCAAUAUCAAAAUCCCACCACCGCGAGUCUCGAGUCUCUCCAUCGUGCCAUGGCUUCUGCUCAAGCCGGCAAUCAAAAUGGCGAGUUCUCAGGCAACUUCAAUGUACAUAACAACGAUACUCUUCAGCUCGCAAAUAUGCUUGGUAUGGGAGAGACUUCUGAUCUUGAUCGUGCUCAGUUCCCAACUGCCAAUGCCUUUAAUUAUGACGAUUCCUUCAGUUUCCAGCCUACAUUCAACCAAAAUAUCUUCGAUGAACCAGAGCAAUUAGAGCCAUUCGGUACUGGCGAAUCUGGUCACACGCCAACAGCAUUUAAUACAUUCUCUGAUGAAAGCACUACAAGGUCGCUCUCUACAGCUUCCGCUUCAUCUCAACCUUUCACGGGUGUUGUUACAUACAGACCAGCAAAACUUCCAUCUGUAGACGACACCAGCGACGAAACAACACUUCAAUUUUCAUCUCCCCCACCCUCCUCGCGGUCAUUCAAGUCUCCACGUCCUCCAACAGAUAUAGUCGCCAGGCGGAAGAAGGUCCAGGUCAAACCAGCCGCCUUGGGAACCGAUACAGUGAGAAGUAGGCCACCAAUGGGACCACGGACUGUAUCAAAUGUAGAUGGGUUCCGUCGCCAAGUUGCCAGCCCUCUACCUUCACCUAUGCGCAGGAUUGUCUCAGCGGGGGGAAAUGUUCUUACUGGUCGUAUUCAAAAGCCUGGAAUAGAGUCUGCGCAGAGGUCGCCUAUUAACAUACACGGAUUCGAAAAUGCUGCCGGUUCAUCUCUCACGAGUAGCUUGGCACCACCUACUCCAAUGUCGCCUAGAGAGAGACAGAUGACACUGAAAAGGGAGAAUUCAUCAUCUCACGAAGAUGAUUUGAAUUUCAUGUUCGAUUUGUCUAGCAGCCAUGAUGGUCUUCCCACUUUGAUAGACCCUAAUCAGGCCACUGACCAAACGCCUCCAGAGACACCACAAGCCUCAUUAGGACUCCAACAAACAAACACAUCCGGAUGGCCAAAUAAUAUUGAGCACAACAAUACUGAGCAGCAUUGGAAUUACGACAUUCCGGAUGACCCUCUCUACACACCCAGCCACGAUCAUUUCGCUGCAGAAUUAUCAAUUCCUCAACCUUCGUAUGCCAGCCAACCAGUAACACCUGCUUUCGGUAGUUUUAACAACCAAGGAGGUCUCCUCCUAGGCAACGGUCAUGAUUCUCCACAGUUCAACAAUAACGCCAGUCCUUUAUACACAUUGUCGAAUGGCGGAUCUGCUGAGUACUCCUUUCCACAUGAUGCACUCACACAAUUUUCGAACAUUGGCUUGGUGGGCAGCUCUCCAACAAUGACGACGAAGCAGAAACAAUAUCAAUUUUCCAAUGUCACUCCCGCUGACUAUUCGGAGAAAUAA